AUGAAAACAACAAAUUCUUCUAUACCUAAAAAUGUCCAAAUAAUUAAAAAGAAAGUUCUUCAAAAUGGUUUGCUACAAGGUUCAAUUCUAUCUCCCAUUCUUUUCAACGUGUAUACGGCGGACAUUAUAAGAACAAAUUCUAGAAAAUUAAUUUAUGCAGAUGACAUCGGUAUUGUAAAGCAGGGAAAAACAUUUGAAGAAAUAGAGUAUAAUCUUGGUAAAGAUCUCGCAAAAAUUCAAAAAUAUUUAAAAACCUGGUAUCUUAUUCUGAAUGCUAGUAAGUCAAUUUCGAUCGCCUUCCACUUAAAUAACCGCGAAGCAAAUUAUAAAAUCAUGGUAAAUGUGAAUGAGGAAGUUAUACCAAAUGAAGACUUCCCCAGAUACCUAGGAGUAAAGUUGGACAGAGCCCUUACUUUCAAACCUCACCUGGAAGGUCUAAAAAAUAAAUUAAAAACGCGGAAUAACAUAAUAUCAAAACUAGCAGGUACAACCUGGGGUUGUAAAGCAAAUACUUUACGCAUCUCAGCCAUGGCGCUCGUGUAUAGUGCAGCAGAGUACUGUGAGCCAGCUUGGACAAGGAGCACUCACAGUAAAAAAAUCGACACGCAGUUAAACCAUACCAUGAGAAUUAUCUCGAGAACGGUAAAAAGUACUCAAAUACAACAAUGGCUCCCUGCUCUUGCAAACAUUGCUCCUGCUGACCUGAGAAGAAAAGCAGCAACCCACUCCUUGUUAAAUAAAAUUUAA
Molecule: messenger RNA, 747 nt
Organism: Cinara cedri
Lineage: Eukaryota; Metazoa; Arthropoda; Insecta; Hemiptera; Aphididae
Source: the annotation of a GenBank genome assembly